Mucor velutinosus is the source of this 462-nucleotide messenger RNA. RefSeq lists its product as uncharacterized. The transcript is spliced from 3 exons. NCBI's taxonomy places the organism in Eukaryota, Fungi, Mucoromycota, Mucoromycetes, Mucorales, Mucoraceae. Gene Ontology annotation, cellular component: nucleolus. Gene Ontology annotation, molecular function: protein kinase inhibitor activity; double-stranded RNA binding; protein kinase binding. The record is from RefSeq and is a predicted model, not a curated record. Bases 1 to 462 code for a protein of 153 amino acids. Gene Ontology annotation, biological process: negative regulation of protein kinase activity.
AUGUCAAAAGCACCAGAAAACAAGCCAACGCCAAUAACAGAGGGGCAAGAUGUUGUACCUAAAAAGAACAGACAUAUUAUCACACCAUUAGAAGAACAACAGGAGAAAUUAAACCGCCUGUUCCAAAAGAUUGAUAAACCAGUAUACAUUCCUGAAAGACCUGUCGAGAAGAAUGAACUUCAAGCACCCAAGGACUUUGUACGCAAUGUGUCAGGUUCUAGCGCUGGUGCUGGUAGUGGUGAUUUCCAUGUAUACAGAGCCCAGAGAAGACGUGAAUACGCUCGUAUGAAGAACAUGGAUGAUCAAGAACGAAAAGAAAGGGAGGAUAACGAAUAUAGUGAGAAAUUACGACGUCUUCGUGAAGAGGAUGAAGAACGCACAGCAAAGAAAAGAGCAAAGCGUCAAAAACGUAAUAAAAAUAAGAAAUCAGCAGAUAAAGAUAGUAGUAAGAAUAAAGAAUAA